AUGGCGGGAAUCGGUGAGGCAAGCGCGAUUGUUGGCGUGGCCCAAUUGGGCUUUUCUCUCGCAAAGACAUUGAAUACUUUAAUCGGGGAUUACAAAGAUGCCCGCCAGACUCUCACUCGCAUGGGCGCUGAGAUCGAGAGUACCUCUCUGGCAAUGGAGCGCCUAGGCGACCUGGCCAAGAAGGGAAGGCUGUAUGGAGAUAAAGGCGUCCUUGAAGCUGCCGGCCUUGCUAGCCGCUACAGUGAUGCCAUUGUCGAAAUUCGAACCAUGCUCAAGAAGAAGAAUACACCUAUCAAUCCAAACCUCGUCAGCUCUGAUGAAAUUGAACUCUCAUGUUUCCAAAAGAUCCAGUUUGCUUUUCUGAAGCCCAGGUUGGAGAUCUCCCAGCUCGAGGUUUCACGUAUCAAAGCUGAUCUUACACUGACUUAUUUGUCCAUGAUUGCACUGACUGGUGACACCGAUGCGGAGAAGAAACAGGCCAUAUCGGAAAUUCCAGCCUGGACGAGAACAUUGAAAUGGGCAACUCUUGAGUAUGAAAAGGCCGUAACUCGGCAGCGUACUUCAGCGCCUCACGCCUCCGGUACCAUUCAGACCCAACCGCCUCCUUACUCUGUACCUGCAUUUGGCACAGGCGCACGCCAAUCAGGUGGCAGACAAAGUAGUAUGAUCCAAGAUGAUGCCAGCGCCGAGCAUCUUAAGGACUACAUCAAAUGGGCUGAGAUUCAACAUGCCGAAGCUAAACGGAAAGCUGACGAGUUGCGCCUGCAUGCUCUUCAACUCGAACAAAAGAAAUUACAAGAUGAAGAAGCUGCAAAGGAGCAAAGAAUCGCCGAAAAGGCCGUCAAGGAAUGGGAAGAAAGGAAACGCUUAGAGGCGGCUGAGCUUGCUUACAAACAGGAGGAAAGAGACCGUGACUUCCGGCGGAUGCUCCAGGAUGCCAAAGUCCCCGAAGAAGAGAUUCAUCGAAUUCUAAGCAAAGCACUGUUGAUGUUGCCCGGUCCAGAGAGAGAACUGAAUGGCAGUGCGCUGUAUCCUGACCCUGGAGCUACAAAUCAAAUUGCUUUGAUCUCUCAGAACCGCACGAGCUUAACCAACAACCUGCUGCAACAUCAGAAAAGCCCUGCUGCGCAGGCCUCAGAUCACCGAAUCUCCCAAGUAUCCUCCAUUCCGGUACGGCAGAGACCAAGGCACAAUCCCAGAAAGCCUGUCGAGAGGCCUCGUCUGGAAGCCUGGUGUAUUGAUCAAAGAUCUCAAUCCCGCUUUUGUACGCCCCUUGCCGAAGACUGGCUGGAUGAAUUCAUUACUAGCAAGGCUUACAGGAGGAGUAGCCGACACAUGUGGGAACGUUAUGCACAAUUGCAUCUAUGGUAUAGGAAGCAGAUCAAUGAAGUCUUUGAAGAAAAGCAACGCGACGUGAAACACAAAUGGAGCAUGAUCUCCCUCCACCAGAGCAAACCAGCGAGGUCGCUGUUUGAGCUCCGGCGGUCUAGCAAGGACUCACUGGUGCAGCUGGUACUUAUCAGGAUGCCACAGUCCACUGAUUUGAAGUAUAAAACAUGGCUCGAUGACGGCGAGGACGGCAGCAAUGGGUUGGCCUUUCCUCCUUCCUCCCCCUCUCCUAACCCAAUUAGGCCUUAUGGACAAGGUAGCGACCGCUCACCCGAGAUCGAGUCUCUCGAUGAUGCCGAAAAUGAAAGUCAAGAGGCCACACAAAGUAAUAGUGGCCGAGAGAAUAUUUUCGAUUCAAACGCCGCCAGGCAAGACUCGAGCCAGAAGCAGCCUGCCGUCGUGGUCGAGGUCUUCCAUUACGAUGGUCUCUCUUACUCCACACUCCUUCCCGUGGACGUGGUCGACCCAUCCAGACUGAUUCAGGAGGGAUUUGAUUACAUCGAAACGGGCACAGACUACAUCGUUAUGCGAAAGCUGGGGUCCUCGCUUCUUGACUCUCUUAUUGACCGCAGACAUCGCCCUGUUGCCGUGGUCACAUACAAUAAAGACUUUCAGUCCCUGCCCGCUGCUGAACGGUUAUUGGCGAGAGCCCAUAUUAAACAGCGAAAGUUCUUUUCUUCAAUGAUUGACCGUGACGGCUUUUUAAAUGUCACCUUCUCUAGCUUGAGGACGAAUGAAACUGCAAUUGAUGGAAUACCUGGGAUUUUUACCAUAGAACGCCCUGAGUCUGAGAAUAUUCUGUAUGUAGUCCCUGAUCAUGGCCUCACUCCUCGGCCCCAGAUUCCACCCGGCCGCGAUACAAGACAUUCGAGGUCGAAGAAGACACGUUUUGAAGAUGGUUCUGCCGGAACGGACUCAUUCAACCCUCGUGUGAGAGGCAGGGAGGAACCUUUUGACGAGUAUGUCUUGGAGCCAAUACGGAUUCACUCUCCUAUACGCGAUUACAGGUAUCCGCAAUCAGGAAGGCAAACUGAGACCCCGCGCGAGCACCGACGGCAUUCUGUAUAUACAGGGUACGGGCCCGAAUCACCUAUACCGCCGCGGCGGCAACCCCAGUAUGACAUGUAUGAUGCGGAAUACUACUCUAUGCCUGGCGGUUAUCCUCUGGCUCCUACGCGGAAAGAUUGGAGUAUUGCACCUCGGCCUAUCCUGGUACACGAUUCCUCUCAUAUCAAUUCGAGGAAAGUCAAUGAAGCAGCGUUCCUAGAAAGUGGCUAUGGCCAAGGCGAUCGAAUGAGGCGGAGCAGAUAUGACUCGGAGCUUCCACCACACACUCCACGACGGGUUGAGAUUGAAGUGGAACAGAGAUCAAAGUAUCCACGAGUACAUCGAGCAGAAACCAUAAACACCUUUGAGCAUUACCCAUCAAUCUCUCGACCACAUCGAGACGACGAAAAACAGCGCCUACAAGAGGCAUCUCUCGGCUACCUUGAUCGUCGUGAUGAAGAAUUACAGAGAAGAUCACUUUAUGAUGAUCGGGUAGGCUCAUUUUCUGACCAUUCGAAUUUGGGUCGCGACGAUGAAGUAUAUUGGAGAAACGAGCACCAAUAUGGUUUGUCAGACCUGCCCUCGAUCAGAAGACGCCGUUCGAUGUCCCCACUGCACGAGCCCGACUACGACAUAGGUCCAGGACCACAUGCUCGUGCUCGUGCUCGAGCGCCACGAGGCCCAUCGCCCCCAACUUUUGAUAGAUUGCCGCCCCUUCACUCUAGACACUAUUUUUUUACGGAAUCGCCCAUGGAAGAAAUGGAGAGGGACGGAGAGCAAGAACCCCAGAGCGAUAAGGACAUUACAGCAAUGCAGUUGGCUAAAUAUACUGGAGGUGUGGCCCCGAUCACAGAGCCGACUGUAAACAUCUCGAUCACCAAGUCUGCUGGGGAUCAGCGACGGAGGUCAACGACUCCGGAACCAGAAAUAGGGGCACUCAGGUCAAGAGCGACCUACGUGGAGGACACCAUCGACGACGACGAAAAUAAAUCCAUCCGUGGCCGUAUCUUUGAGAUACACGAUGAGCCAGAGCCACUCAUCGUUGCAGAAGAAACCACGCAACUCCCUCAGAACACCAAUGAGCCGCCGAUGCCGACCGGUCAUUUCGGCUGGACCUUUGGUAAUGUCAACGCCCAAACCGGGACCAAGACUAACGACAAAGGAGACGAUUCGAGUGCACAACUAGCAGGAGCAAUGAAAAAUUUAGCUCUCGACGAUGAAUGGGGGUUUAGCACGGCGAAGAAAAAAGACAAGAAAAAGAAAAGGAGCGGUGCCUCCGCCGAUCACAAUAAGUGGCUUGAUGAGUGGGGACAAGGAGUCUCCAGCUCUGCUAGGUCUGCGCCUGGGACUUUCAAGACCAAAGCAAAUGAAGACACUACUUGGGAGCCGGGAAAUUCUGAAGGCGACAGUGCAAAGAUUAGCGCGGAUGAGAGGAAGAAGCGGAUGCAGCAGCGAGAUGACGAGAAGAAAGGUGGUGGCGGUGAUGGAGAUAACUGGACCGACGAUGAGAAGAACUGGUCGUGGGGCAGCAGCAAUAAAAAAGACUGGGACGACUGGGAAAAGAGAAGACGGUAG
This is a messenger RNA of Exophiala aquamarina CBS 119918, 4011 nucleotides long. RefSeq lists its product as uncharacterized. The record is from RefSeq and is a predicted model, not a curated record. The coding region runs from base 1 to 4011 and encodes 1336 amino acids. NCBI's taxonomy places the organism in Eukaryota, Fungi, Ascomycota, Eurotiomycetes, Chaetothyriales, Herpotrichiellaceae. The transcript is spliced from 4 exons.